Molecule: messenger RNA, 795 nt
Organism: Malassezia japonica
Lineage: Eukaryota; Fungi; Basidiomycota; Malasseziomycetes; Malasseziales; Malasseziaceae
Exons: 2
Coding region: 1-795 (264 amino acids)
Biological process (GO): mRNA splicing, via spliceosome
Cellular component (GO): U1 snRNP
Molecular function (GO): U1 snRNA binding
Source: RefSeq, a predicted model, not a curated record
AUGGCCGAGGUGGGGACGCGUACCGUGCCGUCGCGGCAGGGCGACCACGCGGCGGCGCCACUCGUGCCGAAUGAAACUUUGUAUAUCCAAAACCUGAAUGAGCGCGUAAAGCUUCCUGUGAUGAAGCAGUCGCUCGAGGCGCUCUUUUCGACCUAUGGCCGCGUCCUGUCGGUCGUUGCGCACGCCAACCUACGCAUGCGUGGCCAGGCAUUUGUGAGCUUCAAGAACAAAGACAUUGCAGCCAAGGCGAUGCAGGAGGUGAACGGAUUCCCCCUCUACGGCAAGGCGAUGCGGAUUACGUUUGCCAAGAGCAAGUCGGACAGUGUGGUGCACCACCUAGCCGGUGCGGGUACCGACGAAGCAGAUGCUGCGCUGGAGGCGCACAAGAGUGCGCGCCUCGCCCAAAAGCCCAUUACGCGGCGCCGGAAUAUCCUACGGGAGCGCGAGAUGCAGCGCAAGCGCAAGGCCGCCGAGGCCGGCAUACCCGUGACGGCUGUCGAACCCAAGUCGUCUUCACUUGCGCGCGUCCAGGCUAACCAACUUCCUGACGAGUAUCUCCCCCCCAACAAGAUCCUCUUUUUGCAGCAGAUCCCCAGCGGGACGACGAAGGAGGACUUGCAACGCAUCUUUGGCGCCUUUCCCAAUCUCCACGAAGUGCGCACCGUCCCCGGACGAUCAGACAUUGCUUUUGUGGAAUACAACGACAUCCCUUCUGGCGCGCAGGCGCGCGAUGCUACGAACGGCUACGCGCUCCCCAGCGGCGAGCGUCUCAAGGUGUCGUUUGCACGUGCAUAA